Molecule: messenger RNA, 684 nt
Organism: Brachypodium distachyon (stiff brome)
Lineage: Eukaryota; Viridiplantae; Streptophyta; Magnoliopsida; Poales; Poaceae
Product: MADS-box transcription factor 5-like
Exons: 8
Coding region: 1-684 (227 amino acids)
Biological process (GO): positive regulation of transcription by RNA polymerase II
Cellular component (GO): nucleus
Molecular function (GO): DNA-binding transcription factor activity, RNA polymerase II-specific; protein dimerization activity; RNA polymerase II cis-regulatory region sequence-specific DNA binding
Source: RefSeq, marked provisional
AUGGGCCGUGGCAAGGUGGAGCUGAAGCGGAUCGAGAACAAGAUCAGCCGGCAGGUGACGUUCGCCAAGCGCCGGAACGGGCUGCUGAAGAAGGCGUACGAGCUGUCGGUGCUCUGCGACGCCGAGGUCGCCCUCAUCAUCUUCUCCACUCGCGGCCGCCUAUUCGAGUUCUCCACUUCCUCAUGUAUGUACAAGACACUAGAGCGGUACCGCAACUGCAACUCCAACUCCGAAGCAACUGCAACUCCGGAGACUGAAUUGAGCAAUUACCAAGAGUAUUUGAAGCUGAAGACAAGAGUUGAGUUCCUACAGACAACUCAGAGAAAUCUUCUUGGUGAAGACUUGGGCCCACUUAGCAUGAAGGAGCUUGAGCAACUUGAGAACCAAAUUGAGAUCUCUCUCAAACAUAUCAGGUCGACAAAGAGCCAACAAUCACUGGAUCAGCUCUUUGAGCUCAAGCGAAAGGAACAACAGCUGCAAGAUGUUAAUAAAGACUUAAGAAAGAAGAUACAAGAAACCAGUGCAGAAAAUGUGCUGCAUAUGUCUUGCCAGGAUGUGGGGCCUAGUGGGUCUACUGGCCAUACUAAUCAAGCUAACCAGCAGGAACUUUUUCAUCCGUCAGUUUGUGACCCUUCCCUGCAUAUAGGGUAUCAAGCUUAUAUGGAUCACUUGAACAAUGACUGA